GCCAUCUGUCGAGGCAAAAGGAAAUGAAGUGAUUUCGAAUUGUUUACGAUUUUUUUAUACCUUAAUUUUCUGUAUGUGUUGAGUAAGGCAAUAAAGAUUUGUAAUAUUUGAAACGUUUAUAUUUAAAAAGUCUUGAUUUGGGAAACAGAAUUCAAAAUCAAACUUAUCGUUGAACUGUAGCAAAAAUGUCUUUAUCGUUAUAUGUAAUAAAUCGAGACUACUGCUAUUAAAUAUUCCUGAGUCGAAAGAUGUCAGAAGAUGAAGAUUAUAUGUCGAGUGCAUUUUUAGAAAUCCAGGAAGAUAUUCGUCCCGGGCUUUUACCUAAAAGUGUGAAAAGGAAGCUAGAAAUCGAAAAGAAAAGAACAGAAUCCAAUGAGGUGUUUAGAACCAAAUCUCGAAAAUUGCUCGAGGAGGAAUCUAGAAAUGUUGGCUUAAAUUCAGCUAUUGGGUCUGACAACAAAGGUUUUGCCUUAUUACAAAAAAUGGGCUACAAACCUGGCAUGAAAUUAGGGCCAGAGAAGAGGAGCGAUUCUGGUUCAGGAUUGAUAGAACCUAUUAAGAUCGAAGUGAAAACUAACAGGAAAGGUUUAGGAAGAGAAGACGAAAUACGGAGGAGAAUAGAAGAAAGAGAAGAAAGAAGGCAGAAACUGAAAGUUUACCAUGAGCAGGAAACUAAAGCUAUGACUGAAGAAUUUCGUGAAAGAAUGAAAAGUAAAAUAGAUGAUAGACGUUUAAUGAAAGAUCUUAGGAAAUGCCAAAAAACAUGUGAGCAACUAGAUGUAGAAAAUGGCAUUACAGAACCAAUGAGGUCGUGGUUUUGGUACAGCUCAAGUCUAGAGAGAGAGAAUGACGACGAUAAUGGCGAAGAGCAAGAUUGUGAAGAAGAGGAGGAAGAAGAAGAACUGAGCCUGGAAGAAAAAAUUGGUUUCAUAACUGAUUACAUAAGACCCAAAUACUUUUACUGUUCUUGGUGUUGUAUAAAAUAUGACAAUGAAGAAGAUAUGAAUCUGAACUGCCCUGGCCCAGACAAAAGCUGUCAUGAUGAUUUUCUUGAUUAAUUUAUUAUAAUUAUAUAUUAACUGUGUCAUGUGUAUUAAAAAUUUUAAUUUUAGUUCUUAUUUAUAGUUAAAAAGUAAAAAUAUGCUCCAAAAAUUAUUUAUUUGAAAAAUAUAUUAUUAAAAAAUUGUCACAUGGUAUUGCAUGAAUUUCACUUUUUUUUAAAUUUUAAUUUACAUUUUAAAAUAAUCUUUAAAUAUUUUAUGUAAAGAUAUUUUCAUAAAAUAUUAGAUUUUCCCCAUUUAGAUGCUGUGUAUCUUACAUUUCAUUGCAUUGUAUCUUUUUGAAUGUAAUCACAAAAAGUUAAACAAUUUAUUUUUCAAUUAAAACAUAUCAUUUUUUAUUUUUUUAGACCAUUGAUCAGUCUGUCUUAGUUAUCAAUGGAUAUAAUACUGUAUUUCAAAGAAUAUCAAUCUGCCUUUUAAAUAAAUAAAUAAAGCAUUUACUGAAGAGAGAGUUUAAUUAGCUGGCUGAUUUUAGAAACUGAAUUUUAUAAAUGGACAAGAAUUUAUUUAAAAAUCUAAUUAUAAAACAUAUAUUUUAAAAUAAAUUUUAAGGUAAUAUAAUUAAGCAAUCAAGAUGUCUAUAUCAACCAAGUGCAUUUUAGAAACUAUUGAACAUGUUUCCUUUAUAAUUUCCAGGCUCAUUAAAAAAAUUAUUCUCUAACCGAUUUUUUUUUUAAUAAUGAGAAAUGCAUCAAUUUUGAAAUAAACAGCUAUCACAAUUAACAAAUAUUUUAUUGUUUCAAAAAUGAAACAAAACAAUACUUUAGAGUAAGAACACACAUUAAUAAAUAAA
This is a messenger RNA of Argiope bruennichi, 1854 nucleotides long. Its product is annotated as G patch domain-containing protein 11-like. The coding region runs from base 249 to 1058 and encodes 269 amino acids. Gene Ontology annotation, cellular component: kinetochore. The transcript has 2 exons. Lineage: Eukaryota; Metazoa; Arthropoda; Arachnida; Araneae; Araneidae. Gene Ontology annotation, molecular function: nucleic acid binding. The record is from RefSeq and is a predicted model, not a curated record.